Molecule: messenger RNA, 651 nt
Organism: Amoebophrya sp. A120
Lineage: Eukaryota; Dinophyceae; Syndiniales; Amoebophryaceae
Source: the annotation of a GenBank genome assembly
AUGGAGAAAGGAAGAGAACGAGACCCGCGGAGAAUGUUGCUUCGCCGAGCACCGCCCUCGCAGGGUCAGAUUGAUAAGGACGCGCGGGUAGGUGGUCGUGCCUCCAGUUCGAACUCCGAUAGAUAUCCGGGCUCAUCUUCAUCGUCUCAGCGUGGUGUCGUACGUCCGCAGGUUUUUCCACAACCAUCGGUGCAGCCACUUUUUUCCUCGGCAGCUGCGACUCAACACUGCGAGAAAAGCUGCAGUACUAGUAGAAGCAGCAAGUCUACUGGCAGGAUAAAUGUAAAUGAAACAAGUGGCACGGUGGAGGAAGUUGUAGACCACUUGUCAUCGACCGGUAGUAGCAGCAGGGAGAGUGGUUAAAAAUACGCCACGGUAGGUGGUUAAAAAUACGAGGAGGUUGUGAGAAAUUAUCAUGUGUAUGAACCAAAACCAAUCGAAUGUCUGUUGAGUCUUCUAUUUUGUGUUUCGAGCAAUAUGUUUAAAUUGUUUAUCGGUCUGGCUCUGGCGAUAAUUGCCAGAGUCAGACCUACGAAUUAAGUACACUCCUUUUGAUUUUUCCCCAUCCCAGAAAGACAAAGAGAAAGAGAUUUCCAAAAAAUAGAGAGGCGAAACGGUGCUCAUACUGUAAAGAAAUUUUAUACGGUUAAU